This is a messenger RNA of Auanema sp. JU1783, 580 nucleotides long. The record is from the annotation of a GenBank genome assembly. NCBI's taxonomy places the organism in Eukaryota, Metazoa, Nematoda, Chromadorea, Rhabditida, Rhabditidae.
UGAAAUUGAAUCACAAAUUUCGUCUUGUACCAGUUGAUGAAGAAAGUGCUAACAUUUCCAACUUUGAAGAAGAAUUGAAGAAGUUGCGAGAUAAUACAAAGAUUCCCGAUUAUAAAAAGGCUGGAUUAUACGAAGAUUUGAUUGCCCGCUUACGUAACUAUCGUGAAAGCAUUAAUACGCCUCCACUUAUUCAAAUCGCUGAUCAACCCCGAUUUAUUGUACCAGAUUAUCCGUUCCAUGAAGAAUUUCCCGAUUUGUGGUCUAGACUUCCAGAGGUACGCAGUACCGAGAAGGGUGAAUUGGUGCUUAGUGAUCAAGUUAUACCCAACACUAGCGUCAAACAAUUACUAGACUAUGCUUUGAGUAAAAGUUCAAAGAAACCGAACGGCUACGAAGUUUUGGAUACUUUUCUCAAGAGUAAAGGCUUGGACAUUGAGAAAGCCCGCCAAGUCAUCACCAAGACUGAACCUUUGGACGUGAAAAAGGAACCUGUAUAUAAAAAACUUGCUGUAUCUGCUAACCGGCGAAAAGUUGGAUUGAAAAGUACUGUUCGUAAAACACCGGCAGCAUUGAAAAGUAG